Vitis vinifera (wine grape) is the source of this 569-nucleotide messenger RNA. RefSeq lists its product as uncharacterized. The coding region runs from base 1 to 381 and encodes 126 amino acids. The record is from RefSeq and is a predicted model, not a curated record. Lineage: Eukaryota; Viridiplantae; Streptophyta; Magnoliopsida; Vitales; Vitaceae. The transcript has 3 exons.
AUGAUUGCUAGACAUGUACCACUUAAGAAAUGCUUCUUCAUGCUUGAAAGCCCCCUACCACUAAGCUCCAACUUCUCUGUUCAAUUCCGCAAGCACCGGCUUCUGUCGAAGAUGGGGAGAAGACAGACCCUCUUCGCUCUCCUCUUAGCAUGCCUCCUGCUUGCUGCUUCUCCGCACCGUUACUCUGCUGCUACCAAGGUUCAAGCUGGUUCCAAACCCAGAGAAGCGUCGGCAUCGGCAGCUGCGGCGGCAGGAUUCAGUUUUGCUACUUCGCUGAUCACAUUGAUGAACAUUAACAAGCAGGCCAAAGGGAAGAAGACUCGUAAAUCUCCAUCUGGACCCAACCCGGUUGGAAAUCAACACCCACCGUCGAGGCCAUGAAUCAGUGGGGGCACUAGUUCAGCAUAAUUUGUAGAACGGAAGGUCACAAUAUUGUUUGGGAUGUACAACUGAUCAAGGAGGUUAGGUAUAUUCUUAGUUCAAAAUACCGUUGUUUUGGGGUGUUGUGCAUGUACAAGGACUGAAUUUUAUUUGAAAUUUUGAAUUCCAUAAAGACUUCAAGGAUUAAA